CCCGAGCGUGCUUAGAGUCGAUGUAUUCACGACUUCGGAUUAGUUGUCAUUCACGCGAAAUGAUUAUAGUCGAUAGUGCGCCUUUCCGUUUGUGCACGUGCACCACAAACAGGCCAACUUGAUCUCCUCACAUGCAGCAAGAUCACAAACUUUUCUCUCGAUGUGAAAGAAGCAAACAUUGGGGUUCCGGUGACGAAUAGUCUUUUUUUUUUCUGUCAGGAAAUUGGUUGCGUUAAGACUACUUCGAUGCUUUGGUAUUUCCCAUGAACAUAACCCGUAAUUCAUGUACAUAAAAUAUCGAGCUUUUUACGUUUUGUACGUUAAACAGUUUGCGGGACUGGAAAAGCGCGUUUCAUAUGUUUUCGAUUUUCGUUAAGUCAAGUAACUAGCAAAUAGCAACGGAAAAGGGCAUUUGGUUCUCGAAGUUGAAAUAGUUGUUGGAUAGUGAAUAGUAGACCGUUUGUUUGGUCCAAAAUUCUGAAAGCGAUGCAGAUGCGUAGGUAACGUUACUGGAUUUAAGCGCGGUGAACUUGUCGGAGGUUAUUCGACAUCUUCAUACGAACAUUUAUUACCAUUUUUUUGCAACGCAUUACUGUGCUUGAGCUUCGUGACGUGACCUGUGCAUAUUCACGGUCUUAUAAGUUAUUACGAGAAAGCGAGCGAUUAAUGAACAGAAGAGGACACUUCUUUACUGUUUCGCGGAUAUAAAGAAGACAAUACUCUCGUUCAGUGAACUGGCGCACACCGACGGAGGAAAAAUCUGCAAACCUAGCAGGAAAAGAAGCCAUCAAAAUCACGGAAAUCGCUUUCGUCCGUUUCCCCGCUGUACAGUUUCUAAUGGAUUUUAUAAAAGCAACGCGAUUGCUGCUGCACCUUUUGUUUUAGCGUCAGGCUAAAGCUACUUUUUUUCACUGCUGAUUCUUAAUAUUAACUAAGCAACACUGUAUACGAAAGUAAGGUUUAUUUUUUUGCAUUCCAUGUUGCAGUUGGACUGUCUGCUCAAAGCAACAAUGAAAAGGCGACGGCGGCUUCCCGUUUUCGAGAAAGUAUUGGACAAAGUGCAUUUGGUUGGAAAUACUUUUUUUGUCGCAUCAUGAAAUGUCACCCCGUAUGUAUUUCAAAAAACUUUAAUUUCCCACGGGUCAAAAACUUGUUUACGCUAGCGACACGGCGACACUUUGCUUACUUUUUCUGCGUGUUGGAAUAAAUAUUUUUGGUGGCGGGUAAGCCCAUGGGCGACAUUGGACACCUAGAGGGUCCCGUGCACCUGGGAAUGUUAUAGCAAUGGCACGCGCUGCAUCGGUUUGUCCACUUUGCUCCGGGAACGGGUAGGCUGGAUUUCUGUGGACACUGGACAGCAUUAUUGAGUCAACGCAUUGAAUUAGCGCUGGUAUUUCUCCCUUAUUCGAAGUUGGAGACAAAGGGCCGGAGAUUGAGCGAGAAAUACUCUUGCCUGCGCGCGCGAGGUCACCAAUACGACACGGCCACUUCAGGAUAUUAAUGGGUGGUGCCAGAAGGCCAAGUGUGUGAAGAUUCCAAAUCUGAACACAGAAAAGGACACACACAUCUUGCAGCAAUGAAUGAGAGGCAGGCUCUCCAUUCCAUAAUGAAGGAUCUGGUGGCUCUGCAGAUGACCAGGCGCCAGCCCAUGACACCUUAUGACGCUGCCAAAGCCAAGCCUGUUAUUGCCACCAGUACAGCCAACAGACAGGAUGAUGUCAGAAUCAAAUUUGAGUUCUGCGGUGAGAGGAGGAUACUGAUGUUUGGUCGACCAGUGCAGUUUGAGGAAGUCCAACAAAAGGUCAAGACUGUCUUUGGCCAACAGCUAGACCUGCACUAUAUGAAUAAUGAGAUGUCCAUCCCCCUGCAUAGUCAGGACGACUUGGACAAGGCUGUUGAUCUCCUGGAUCGCAGCUCCAAUAUGAAGAGCAUCAAGAUCCUGCUGCUUACACAGGAGCACAGUAAUGUCUCCUCCUCACCCCAUCAUUCUGGCUGUAAGCAGGUCCGAAUCAAAGCCUCCCAGUCUACUGGGGACGUGAGCACAACCUACCAGUCCUCCGAGCCCAGGGGCCGCCACCCAUCCACCACUGCUGUCCUCUCAGGCUCUCAAAACACCGGGCGGAGUUCUCCACCUCCUGGCUAUGUUCCAGAGCGACAGCAGCGAAUUGCACGCCAGGGCUCCUACACCAGUAUUAACAGUGAGGGGGAGUUCAUACCAGAAACCAAUGACCAGUGUGUCCUGGAUCCGUGGAGCAGUGCUGAAACCUCCAUGGCUGGGAGCUGCCAAUCUCUCGACAGCAACUCUGACAGCCCCUCCCUCAGGAAGGCCCGCAUGCACCGUGCCAGGAGUUACCCUGACAACAGGCAGGACUUCACAGACCGCGAGAACCACGUGUAUGAUAAGGUGGUGGGGAAAGGGGGCACAUACCCACGCAGAUACCACGUGUCUCUGCAUCACAAAGACCACAGUGAGGGUCGGCGUACAUUUCCACGGAUACGGCGUCCCCAGGGAAACCUGUUUACGCUGGUGCCGUCUCGGCGAUCUCUCAAUGGCAGUGAGGAGAGCCUUGGCAGCUGGCAGCUGGUUGACACCCAGUCCAGGCUCCGCUCCCAGGAUCGCCCAGUGUCACACAAGUCCCCCACAGCUCCAGUGACAUGGCGCAGGGGGAAACUGUUGGGUCAGGGGGCGUUCGGCAGGGUCUACCUCUGCUACGAUGUGGACACGGGCCGUGAGCUUGCCGCCAAACAGGUCCAGUUCGACCCAGCAAGCCCUGAGACCAGCAAGGAGGUCAGUACUCUGGAGUGUGAGAUCCAGCUCCUGAAGAACCUGCACCAUGAGCGUAUAGUGCAGUACUACGGCUGCUUGCGAGACCACAGCGAGAAGACCCUCACUAUCUUCAUGGAGUACAUGCCCGGGGGCUCGGUCAAAGACCAGCUGAAGGCCUACGGUGCCCUAACAGAGAACGUGACCCGGAAGUAUACCAGGCAGAUCCUGGAGGGCAUGUCCUACCUACACAGCAACAUGAUCGUACAUAGGGACAUCAAAGGUGCCAACAUCCUGCGGGACUCUGUGGGGAACGUGAAGCUGGGAGACUUUGGUGCCAGCAAGCGCCUGCAGACCAUCUGUAUGUCCGGCACGGGUGUGCGCUCUGUAACCGGCACGCCCUACUGGAUGAGCCCCGAAGUCAUCAGUGGUGAUGGCUAUGGGCGCAAAGCCGAUGUCUGGAGUCUCGGUUGUACUGUGGUGGAGAUGCUAACGGAGAAGCCCCCCUGGGCAGAAUAUGAGGCCAUGGCAGCCAUCUUUAAAAUAGCCACGCAGCCCACGAACCCCGUGCUGCCCUCAUUUAUCUCUGAGCAGACACGAGACUUCAUCCGACACAUCUUCGUGGAGGCCAAGCACAGGCCCAGCGCAGAGGAGCUGCUCAGGCACCCCUUCUCCCAGAUCCUCUGCUGAAGCUCCCUGCACUUGCUCCACCUGUAGACCAGAGCUUCAUACAGCCACAUCAAAUAACUGUUGUAUGGCCUGCUGCCCAGUCCAAAGACAAAGUGCAAUGAUUACAAACCAGGAUGAAAAGAAUAGCAGACAUUACUCCGUCUUUGGUUGGACACGUGACAUGCUGUUAUCCAAUCACAAGGAUUCAGAUUUAAUUUUGAAUGUGACCACAGAGGGUAGUCUUGCAGCAUUCACUAUAACACCAGGGGGCACUGCAGGACACCACUGCCAUAGUAGACACUUCUUCCUAAGAAAGGCCUCAGUAAGCACCAGCCUAAUUCUAGGUCAGUCGACCUGCUUUGUACUGGACUCUGCUUUACAACGCACCACCUGUGCUUUCAGAAACCGAGCUGCUAGACCUUUACCUCUCAAACACACAGGUAGAGUAGUUUGAUCCAUGAAGCGGCACCCAGACCACAUGUCAUUUUCCAUGGAUGUUCAGGCUAAACUUGAACAUUGAACUUGAUCUUUAAACUUUAACCUGUCCUAGUUGGAAGAGUCAUUUCUGUUCCAGUUUGCCUUUUACCUUUUUUAUGUGACCUUUGAGUUGCUUCCUGAGUCUGCAUGCCUUGUUGUCUGUGAUGUCUUCUAAUGGCCCCCUGAUGCCAUUAGGCACCUAACCACGGGGUAGUUCAAGGGUGGGAAGAUUGCUUCAUGAGCCCAUGCUCAUGCCCACAUUUUUGAGGGGUUUGUUUUUUUUUUGGUUGUUGUUUUUUUAGGUCCGUCUUUGAUGUUUUAGUUUUCUUGUUGGGAUUAGUUGUCUCUGCAAGAUUACUGUCUUGUCAGGAUGCAUACAAUGACAUGUGCGAACAGGCAGCCUCUGAGGUCAGUGGAGGCAGUGAUGUCUCCCUCCCCAGCUCGGUGAUGGUGGAGCCAGAGUCGUUCAACAUCCGCCCAGCUCCCACCCAGCACCCGUACUGCACUGCUCUCACUACAGAUGCCUUCCACGUCACAUGUAAAGGCAGUUUUCCUUUGAUGAAAUGCAAUUUAUGACAGGAUGUGUUUAAGUUGGAUAGUAAAUCGCCUGCGAUUUUCCUCUGAGCGUGCAUUCUCGGAAAUGUUCUCAGACUCAUUUAAAGAGGUGCAUUUUAUGUUAGCCAUGACUGCUUUUCAGAGCUGCAUUGCAAUUUGCCCUCUGUCCCUGUAGAGGGUGCCAUUCUGGUGCUUUCAAAGCUGCCAUUCCAGAAAAGACAAAAAACAUGAAAGGAGUAUAAAGAUUAUCUGUCCUGCCAGAUUACAAACUGGGAAGUGCGAAGAUGAUCUGUCCUGUCAGAUUAUAAACUGGUUUAUAAAAGCACAGUAGGCUUUUAUAAAAAGUUUUCUUCCUGAAAGACAGUUAAAACAUCUUGGAAAUUACAGUUGUAUAAAAGGGUUUGUGCCUUAUGCUUGGGGCAUUGAGGGUUUGACCUCAUUUGGAUCAGAUGCACUUUUGUAGAAUGAAUGUUAUAUUUACCAAAUCUUUUCAUAUUUUACCCAAUUUUUCAUAAUGUGAAAUCUCUUUCAUUUUAUUUAUAUUCCAUUGCUCACCUGCUCUUUUAUAUUCACAAAUAUUCAUGUAUAAAUGUAUAUUUUUAUAUAUGGACUCUAGACCAUUUGAAAUAGAUUGAUGUCUUUUGGAAGAAGAAAUAAGAUACCAAAUAAGAAUUGAAAUCGUAAAAGCAGCUGGUUUUGCGGAGAUUUACAGCAAUUUAAAUGCAUUUCUCAAUGAAACACGCACUCUGGCAGUUAAUCUGUCUGAUCCCAGAAACAUGUUUGUGUGUGUAUAUGCACGUGCGGCCCUUGAGAAGUAAGAUGCUACAUGUGAAUAUUUGUAGGUGUGAGUGAAAUUUCACAUUCCCUGCUCUGGUUCAACCACAUAAAGCUGGCAAAAAAUUGUACAGAAGGUGAUCACACACGCUGUAUGAGAAUGUCAAGAAACAGAAGGGGAGUGAGAGAGGAGUGACAGAUUUUAAAGGAUUUUGAAAGUAUGUUCCUCUUCGUGUUGGCAUAAUGUUUGUUUUGGAAGCCCGAGUGACCCAAGGGCCUGUUGCCUAGGUAUCAGGCAGGUAUAUACACCAGAGAGCGGAGUUCCCCUCAGAUUGACGACUUUGUUUAGCUCAGGGUUUGAGUGACAGAUGGCCAGCAGCCGGGCACACAACUGCUCUGACCCAUCAGUGUCCUUUGUCAUUUUUUAUUUCCUACCCCUCCUUAUUUUUACAAAAAGUGUUUUGACCUCCUCCAAACAAAUAUUAAUGGAUUAAGCGAGAUACAUAAUGGCUGCUACCCUGUUUGGGCAGUUAGGUAUUAGUACUCUUUAAAAAUCCAGUGUUAGAGAAAUGUCAGAGUGAGGGGUUUUUUUAGUCAUUGCUAUUGUGAAUUUUAAAAGCCCUGGGGUAAGCAAAAGACUAUGAACCAAUAGGUAAAAUAUAUAUGAAUAUCUAUCUUGACGUGCGACUUGCAGUGCAAAGUCCAAUGUAUCAGUCAUUUACAAUAAAACAAACUGUAUGCUCAAUAACAUA
Molecule: messenger RNA, 5991 nt
Organism: Electrophorus electricus (electric eel)
Lineage: Eukaryota; Metazoa; Chordata; Actinopteri; Gymnotiformes; Gymnotidae
Gene: map3k3
Product: mitogen-activated protein kinase kinase kinase 3
Biological process (GO): protein phosphorylation
Molecular function (GO): protein kinase activity; ATP binding; protein binding
Source: RefSeq, a predicted model, not a curated record